AUGCGCCCGGCACAGAAAGAAGGCUCUCGCCGUUCCGCAACCCAACGACGACAACAUCCAACUGUCCGUGGAGCCUGUGAGGCAUGUCAUAACCGCAAAGUUCGAUGCGAACUCCCUCCAGAAGGCGGACCUUGCUCCAACUGCGUUUCCGCCAGCCGGCCAUGCUUCUUCCUCCCUCGAAUCCGAAGUGGACGUCCGAGAAACAACAACGAUACUGGAGCAGGCAGUGAUGCCGGAACAUCUGGUAGUGAGGCAGGAGUCAACAGUGGCGAGAACACCAGAACGACCAGCACCCCAAGAGCUUCAGUGACCGCAGACACCCCUCCAAGACCAGCCUCCUCUCAGGCACCGUAUGCCUUCGACGGCUCUUCGAUGCCACCAACUACCAGGAUGGAAGACACGUUCGACAUGGCAAAUCCGGCCACCUUUGACAGUCAUUGGGACUUCGCCGCUGCGUCUGCGCUUGCUCAGCUCGAUUCUGCCGGCCUUUCAGCAGCCCCAAAUGCACGGCCGGUUCUGCCUGCGGUGCCAACUAGCACUACGGAUCCCAGUUCAGGGGCACUCAUGAUGGAUCCCAUGGAUAUGGACCACUUCAUGCCCAUGCAGUACAAUGCAACCAUGCCUGAUUUGUCGCCUUCAACUUUCGCCCGCUGGCUCACGGGGCAGCCAGAUGAGUCGUAUGGCGUCGUCGACCCUAACGCUUACGGAUGGCGGAAUAGCACCCAAGCUACGUCUGUUCCGCAUGAUAAUGCAAGCGAUACUUCUUCGACUCACACAUCAACGAACAAUGCUCCUCUUCCAAAGGGCCUCGACCUGCUAUCGAAAUUGCAGUCCUACGUUGAGGGCUUGUCUCAAUGUUUCGAGCGCCACAAGAAAGGCGGCCAUAGACCAGAUCUGACAAUGAAGAAUCGAGGCCUACAGACACUACUACAGGCCGUGGACUGUACUUGUACCAACAUCUCAGAACGACUGGGCCCACUUGCGGAGUCACGUCGUAGUAGCAUUCGCACCGACAUCUCCUCAGGGACUGACAUGUCUGCUCCAAUACCUAAAGCAUCUAUCGAUCCAGAUCGCCCGAAAGAUCUUAUGGAGGCAGGACUGGUCUUUCUGGCUGCCAUAUUCAAAAUCCUUCAUGCCUUCGAGCUGAUCUCUGGAUACAACGUUCCCCCGGAAGACUCAGCAGACUUGAUUUUGCUAUAUAAGCGUUGUGAAUUUAACCUCACUCAAACCAAGAUGGCGCUCAUGCAGAUUGCACAGGUGCUGCCGAGCCUGGUGGAAACAACGAAGCAGGCAACGAGCAGAGCAAUUGAGCUGGAAUCCCACUUUGCUAGCGCUGCUUUUGAACGGUCGCAUGACGCUUGGACUUGA
This is a messenger RNA of Zasmidium cellare ATCC 36951, 1368 nucleotides long. RefSeq lists its product as uncharacterized. The record is from RefSeq and is a predicted model, not a curated record. The coding region runs from base 1 to 1368 and encodes 455 amino acids. The transcript has a single exon. Gene Ontology annotation, biological process: positive regulation of transcription by RNA polymerase II. Gene Ontology annotation, cellular component: nucleus. Gene Ontology annotation, molecular function: zinc ion binding; sequence-specific DNA binding; DNA-binding transcription factor activity, RNA polymerase II-specific. Lineage: Eukaryota; Fungi; Ascomycota; Dothideomycetes; Mycosphaerellales; Mycosphaerellaceae.